UGUAUCACAAUGUAUUUAUUUCUAUGUAUCAUAUCAGCACUAGUAUAUAUAAUCUGUGUUUAUUUCUGUAUCAUAGAUUGUAUCACAAUGUAUUUAUUUCUAUGUAUCAUAUCAGCACUAGUAUAUAUAAUCUGUGUUUAUUUCUGUAUCAUAGAUUGUAUCACAAUGUAUUUAUUUCUAUAUAUCAUAUCAGCACUAGUAUAUAUAAUCUGUGUUUAUUUCUGUAUCAUAGAUUGUAUCACCAUGUAUUUAUUUCUAUGUAUCAUAUCAGAACUAGUAUAUAUAAUCUGUGUUUAUUUAUGUAUCUCUAGGAACAAGAUGAAUUCUAUAGAAGGGAACAGGAUUUAUUGGGUAAAAUAG
Lottia gigantea (owl limpet) is the source of this 360-nucleotide messenger RNA. RefSeq lists its product as hypothetical. The record is from RefSeq and is a predicted model, not a curated record. Lineage: Eukaryota; Metazoa; Mollusca; Gastropoda; Lottiidae. The transcript is spliced from 4 exons. The annotation marks the transcript as partial.